CGAAUUUCCUACGACCAUCGCGGUUGCGCCCAGACACUCGUUGCCCUGCGCUUGACGAAUGGAUCGCCCAUAUGGCGGCGAUUAUGAAGCGCGCAAGAGUUUAGCCGACUCCCAGACUCGCAUGGCCGCACGAGCGAACCGAUCACGAAUGUAUCAUCCACUCAAAGUCGGUGACGAUGUGCUAGUCGACGCACGCCACUUACAACUCGAAGCAGAUACGCUUCACAAGUUCAGACGUCAUUUCUUCGGUCCAUGCCGGAUCCUUCAGGCCGUCGAUUCUGAUAUUGCCGCUAGUCCGGUCAGCUUCCGUGUGAAGUUACCUCAUUACCUUCGACAGGCUCGCGUACACGAUGUUUACCACGUCUCCCUGCUGCGUCCUUAUUGCAAACCGUCCGAGCGUUUCGCCGGACGCCCUUAUGGGCGCCCUCCACCUAUCAUGGUGGACGGUCACAAGGAGUUCGUUGUUUCCGACAUCGUAUCACGCCGAGUUACCGACGAUACCCCUCCACGCAUCGAGUACCUUGUGCGUUGGAAGGGCUACCCUGAUGAGGAGGUUACUUGGGAGCCCCUCGAGCACUUGCAGCACGCUAGGAUGUUGGUGCGUACAUAUGAUCGUGCUCGUCGUGCUGAGACAUCUGCUUCUACUCAGCCGACUGACCCUCUUCCUCCUCCUCUGGUUGAGGAGAUUGCUGAGGACGCGCCCGCUCCCUUUGAGGCCGUUCCUCAGCCGCAGACGGUCGCAGAACUCGUUCUCGGUGGCGGCUUUGUUUUGGCGCGUGAAUUUUUCGACAUGUUGGAGGACAAGAACAUCGUUCCCGACGUCCACUGCUACGCCGGGCCCUUCCAAGAACUCUCGUUGCCGUUAAGGCUGUGCAGCGGUUGCGAGGCAAAUGGCGCAGCGGCGGAGGGCGAUGAUCUGGGUUCUGGUCCGGCUACUCAGCUGCACCGUGGCGAGAGCCGAGGUCAGUUUGACGACAGCGAGGAUGAGGGGCCUACUCCACCGUUGAGGGAAACGCAGCGGUCUGUGUUGUCUAUUCCUGGGGUCCUGACUGACGCUCCAGUUCGACAGGAGAGUGGCAGCUGCAGGAAAGGUGGCAGCCUCUUCGGAGGUCGACUUGGAGACGGCUAGGGUGUGGAGGAGGGAACCGAGGGCGACCUGGGAACGCAAGGCACUCCACAA
Messenger RNA from Chara braunii, 1180 nucleotides. Lineage: Eukaryota; Viridiplantae; Streptophyta; Charophyceae; Charales; Characeae. The record is from the annotation of a GenBank genome assembly.